Molecule: messenger RNA, 2403 nt
Organism: Pecten maximus
Lineage: Eukaryota; Metazoa; Mollusca; Bivalvia; Pectinida; Pectinidae
Product: isobutyryl-CoA dehydrogenase, mitochondrial-like
Exons: 11
Coding region: 9-1286 (425 amino acids)
Biological process (GO): lipid metabolic process
Molecular function (GO): flavin adenine dinucleotide binding; acyl-CoA dehydrogenase activity
Source: RefSeq, a predicted model, not a curated record
CAAUAAACAUGGCGGCACUUGGUAGGACGACACGAUGUUUACAUUCUCUGUUUUCAAAAGUACAGCGAGUGGUGACAUCACAAACCCGGAGUAUCGGUGAGACUUGGGUGGAUAGGAGCUGCAUUGAUCCAUGUACGGGACUGACUGAAGACCAAAGGGAGAUGCAUAGGGUUGCCCUAGACUUUGCAAAGAAGGAAUUAUUCCCUAAUAUGGCAAAAUGGGAUCAAGAGGAGAUAUUCCCUGUUGAUGUACUGAAGCGCUGUGCAGCCCUGGGGUUUGGCGCUGUGUACUGUAAGGAAGACUAUGGAGGCACUGGACUGACCAGACAGGAUGCCUCUAUGAUAUUUGAGGCCCUGUCCCAAGGGUGUGUCAGCACCACUGCCUACCUUAGUAUCCAUAACAUGUGCACUUGGAUGAUAGAUGAGUUUGGCUGUGAUGAACUGCGACAGAGGUUUAUACCAUAUUUAGCUUCACUGGACAAAUUUGCUUCCUACUGUCUCACAGAGCCAGAUUAUGGGAGUGAUGCAGCUAACAUUAGAACGACAGCCGUUGCAAAGGGGGACCACUAUGUUUUGAAUGGGUCCAAGUCUUUUAUAAGUGGAGGAGGAGAGAGUGAUGUGUAUGUGGUGAUGUGUCGGACAGGAGAAUCCGGAGCUAAAGGUAUAUCUUGUCUGAUAGUUGAGAAGGACUCUCCUGGGCUGUCAUUUGGACAAAAAGAAAAGAAGAUGGGAUGGAAUUCCCAGCCAACACGUCAGGUGAUAUUUGAGGACUGUGUGGUUCCCAUGGAGAAUGUGGUUGGACAGUUAGGGGAUGGCUUCAAGAUCGCCAUGAGGGGCCUGAACGGGGGCAGAAUUAAUGUUGCCUCUUGUUCACUUGGAGCUGCCCAGUCGAGUAUAGAACUUUGUAGAGAUUAUUUAAAAGUGAGGAAGCAGUUUGGAAAAACAUUAGAUAAUUUUCAGUAUUUACAGUUUCGGUUAGCUGAGAUGGCCACUAAUCUGGUUGUGUCCAGGAAUAUGGUAAGGACAGCGGCCCGAUCACUGGACGAGAACUGGCCAGAGAGGGUCAUCUUAUGUUCUAUGGCCAAACUUUUUGCCACAGAAGAGUGUUCAAAGAUAUGUAAUGAUGCAAUACAGCUCCACGGUGGGUAUGGGUAUCUGAAGGACUACCCAGUACAACAGUACACCCGCGACACCAGAGUACAUCAGAUUUUAGAAGGUACCAAUGAAGUUAUGAGGUUAUUGAUAUCAAGAGAUUUGCUGACAGAUGAUGAGAGGAAAUAUGUCUGAGGAAGUGCCAAUAGGACCUGAAUAACACUGUUAUAAUACAUGAUUCUGUGAUAUUUAAGGAUGACUUUUGAUAGCAGUACAACAUAAAAGCAUGUGAACAUUGUGUUUAAGUGAUCUGUCAGCCAUUCCAGUAGCUUUCGUCAUUAGUAACGUGAAAAUGUAAAUGUAAUCCUGUGACAAUUAAUCUCUGAGGGAACAUUUUGUUUAGUAAACAAUGCUGUGACAAGUCUCGGAAUGAAUGUUUUGUUUAGUAAACAUUUUUGUGACAUGUCUGCGAUUGAACAUUUUGUUUAGCAAACAAUGCUGUGACAAGUCUCCGAGUGAACAUUUUAUUUAUGCAUGUCUCAUGUCUCAUGAUGAAUGACAGUGAGUGACAGUUGUAUCUAUGACAGUUCAGCUCAGUAUACAUUCAUAUUUUGGUGUUUACACAUCUGUCGGUACAAGGAACAUGUAUACUUUUAUGUAUUAUAAUUAUAGAGAACAUUCCUAAUUAAUCUGCUGUAAUUACAGGCUCCUGAUGUCUAUACUCUCAUAUUGGCAAAGGAAAUCCUACUUUAGGGUGAGCUGCUGCAUCACAAGGAAGAUGCUAGCUUAUUUUAAUGACUAUUUUUGAUAUGGAUAUAUAUGGGGACGGGCUAGUAGAGCCCCAUCAGUGCCAUCAACCAAACCUUUUUUAAGUCUUUUAGCAGUCGGGGCAAGGAUUAAAAAUGUGUCUCUUUCCAUCCGUUAGUUCUGGAAUAACCAUAUGGCCUAUAAUGCAAAUACCCCGACAUCCAAAUGAGUUCCUGGUGAACCAUCAAGGUGUCCUUUGCCUGUUGAGAUUGACCCCUACUCAUCUGCUUAGUUAAGGAGUGGAUGUGUGUUUAAUUCAUGUCAAACAAAAUAUAUAUUUUUAACUUAAACAUCAUCCUGAUUUAUGUACAUUGUACGUUAUAUAAGAUUUGGACAGAAGAAGCUAUUAAAUGCAUUUGAUUCUGAAUAAUCUAUUAUAUUUUUUUUCACCUUCACAUAGGUAAUGUCCAACCCACUCAAGAAAUAUUGUUGAAAAACAGCAUAAACAAUAAACUGACAUUUCUGGCAUUUCUUUGUUUCUAAUAAUAAAUUGUGUUGUGAAUCA